Heteronotia binoei (common prickly gecko) is the source of this 2888-nucleotide messenger RNA. RefSeq names its product carbohydrate sulfotransferase 9 (gene CHST9). Gene Ontology annotation, biological process: proteoglycan biosynthetic process; carbohydrate biosynthetic process. Lineage: Eukaryota; Metazoa; Chordata; Lepidosauria; Squamata; Gekkonidae. Gene Ontology annotation, molecular function: sulfotransferase activity. The transcript is spliced from 4 exons. The record is from RefSeq and is a predicted model, not a curated record. The coding region runs from base 406 to 1647 and encodes 413 amino acids. Gene Ontology annotation, cellular component: membrane.
CGAGGCCGGUGUGUACUACAAGAAGCUCGCCUCGCUCCCUGGCCAGGGGUGGAAAGAGUCACAGGCCGGCUUAUUACCGCAUUCAUUCAAGCAGCGCCGAAGACGGGCCGCCGGCCAGGGCAAGCCCGAGGCUUUUCUCAAAGCGCUCCCACAAGAGCCGCCGCCGCCGCCGCCCCGUCUGGGGUAGGUUGGGAAGUUUGCUGGGCGGGGCUCCGAGUCGGGCUCCUAUGGAAGCGGCGUCCGGGGAAUCUCACUUCCCAGCGUGGCUCGAGCUGCUUCGCAAGAGUGAUUUUUCCAAGAAAACUAGAAGAGAAGAAGAGAAGAUGCAAGCUAAGCUGAAAGUUUAUGAGAUACCUGUCCAUACAGCCCUAUGAAAUGACUGGAAAUGUAGCCCUCUGAUGGGCCAUGAACCUAAAACAAGUCUAUGUUUCUGUACUGAUGUUUGGAGUAGCAGGUCUACUCCUUUUCAUGUAUCUGCAAGCCUGGAUUGAUGAACAAUGUGCAGAGUCUGAAGAAAAUUUAAAACAGCAGAUCAGUAAUCAGGACAUCAAAUUCUGUUAUACAGAGGAACCCAAAAGGGCACCAGAAUUUUUGAUCACUUCUCAGAAGCUUGACAGAUCAAGUACAGUCCUUACUAAGACUGUGUCUUCCCAGGCAAAUGCUAACCCCUUUCUAGGGAUAGCUGCCUCCCUAACUCCUGAAUUAUUUGAAGAGCAGCAAAAGAUCAAAUUGCUUCUUAAACAGUUCAAGCAAGUGAAUUUAUCCCCAGCAAUGCGCCCAUUGAAUAAGAGUUUAAUUAAAGAUGACCGCUGGAAAGCCACAGAUGAAGUUCAGGAGAAACGAAGGGCUUUCCUUUAUAAUUUCUGCAAAAAACAUAUUAAAGAAAGCAGACCCCUGAUUCACCUCAUGCGCAUGGUAUCCAGAAUAUACGUGGAAGAUAAACACAAACUCUUGUAUUGUGAAGUGCCUAAGGCAGGCUGUUCUAACUGGAAAAGAGUUUUGAUAGUACUCAAUGGUCAUGCCAGAUCAACUUAUAAUAUUACCCACAAUACUGUGCACUAUGGAAAGCAUUUGAAGAAACUAGACAGUUAUGAUUUAAAAGGGAUACACAUGCGAUUAAAGACAUACACCAAAGUUAUAUUUGUACGGGAUCCCAUGGAAAGAUUAGUAUCUGCAUUUAGAGAUAAGUUUGAACACCCAAACAGCUACUACCACCCUGUAUUUGGGAAGUCAAUUAUUAAGAAAUAUAGACAUAACGCAGAUGGAGAAGCAUUGACAACAGGCUCAGGAGUACAGUUCAAAGAGUUCAUUCAAUAUUUGUUAGAUUCCCAUCGUCCAAUAGGGAUGGACAUACAUUGGGAACAGAUCAGCAAAUUGUGUCACCCUUGUAUUAUUAGCUAUGAUUACAUUGGUAAAUUUGAAACUUUAGAGGAAGAUGCCAAUUAUUUUUUGAGACUAAUAGGGGCUCCAGAAGACUUGACAUUUCCUAAUUUCAAAGAUCGACAUUCCACCGAUGAAAGAACAAAUUCAGAAGUUGUGAGACAGUACCUUGCAGAGAUCCCUGAUACAGAGAGACAGCUGACUUAUGACUUCUAUUCCUUGGAUUAUUUAAUGUUUAACUAUAGUGUACCAUAUGUAGAACCCUGAUUUUGUUUAGGUUACUGCGCACACAGUUUUACUUUGCCAACUCUGAAUGAAAGAAACACAGCUGAUUGCAGUAGUGUUCAUAAAUCCCAAUUGGCAUAAAUUAUAGGAAUAACACAGGAAAGGUCUGGGAGGGAAAACAUUUCUAUAUUGAACAGCUUUAAAAGGUGCAAUGUUAGAGACCUAACCUUUAUGACAUUAAAUACAGCAAUCUCAUAAUGAUUGAAAAACCUCCCAAAUAGCUUGGUUUGAUUGUAUCUCUUCAGAAAUUACCUGUGAUGAAUGUUUUUUGUAUAUUCUGGGACUACCAAUCAAAAGCCAGCUUUCAAAAAUGGCUUAAUAUACUGUAUAUUAAUGACUCACAUGACAUCAGGAUGGGUGGGAUUGGUUCCACGAGUAAUGAUAAUCCCUCCAAUCCCACUGCAUGUAUUUACUGCAAUCUGGCUGCACAGACCAAAAUUUAUUACAAAAGCAAUACACCAACCAUUUAAGCACAGGGUACCCAUAGUACCUUAAUCUAGGCCUCCUGCCAUGCUCCCAAUACCUAACUGAUGCUACUGCUAGCUUUCUAACAAAAUGUGCAAAUGGUUUUGGGAGAAAUAAGCAACAGGAUGAUUCCAGCAAUUUCCCCUAAUUGAGAUAUAGGCAAAGAAGGACCAAGCAAAGAAGAAUCUUGAUCUUCCCAAAUCAUAGCAAGUACCCCACCAUAGAUACAUAUAUAUCUAUCUCCAGACCUCUCCAAGAGAAAGUUUCUAACACUCUCCAUGCAAAAAAAUAAGACUCCACUCCUCAGUAAAAACAAAGGAUUUCUUUUUAGGCUUACACAUCCCUGAAAUGUUGCAUUUUUAAUUAUCCUCACAUUUUACAGCUCCAACAUCCCUUCUCUUAUUCUAUGUGAAAAGGUAUACAAAGUUUACCCCUCAGCCCCAAUUUUUGAAGUUGGUUUGGAUUUAUCCUGUUACUCUAACUUCACAGUUGGCCUUCUGAUUCUGUGCUCCACUGACCUGGUCAGUUUCAUCCCCUGAUACUGCUUUGUCAACCACUGAGGACACCCCCACUUCUCUCCAGGAUCAGGUUCAUAUACUGUAUCUUUAUUUUGUAAAUUUAAUCCCCUGUAGGCAGGCAGUUUCUCCAGGGAACACCUUUUAUGUGUUAUUGUUUUGUCCCCCCCUUUCUGUAAUUUUCAUUGCUACUUUACCAUAUUUUUUCCCCUGCUUAUAAAAUAAAAAACCCUUUUAAAGUUU